This is a messenger RNA of Aspergillus melleus, 3354 nucleotides long. Its product is annotated as glycoside hydrolase family 71 protein. Lineage: Eukaryota; Fungi; Ascomycota; Eurotiomycetes; Eurotiales; Aspergillaceae. Gene Ontology annotation, molecular function: glucan endo-1,3-alpha-glucosidase activity. The coding region runs from base 1 to 3354 and encodes 1117 amino acids. The transcript has 2 exons. The record is from RefSeq and is a predicted model, not a curated record. Gene Ontology annotation, biological process: mating projection tip cell wall disassembly.
AUGAGGGUACUGGGCUUGUUGGCCACAGGGGCCCUAUUGCUGGGCCGUUAUCAGGUCGAGGCAAGAGCAGUCUUUGCUCACUUUAUGGUAACCAACACCGCCAACUGGACUUCGUCGCAAUGGGAGUCCGACAUCUCUGCAGCCAAAGCUGCUCACAUCGAUGCUUUUGCACUGAACAUGGCCGUGGGUGAUGCAGCAAAUACCAAGGCCCUUCCUAUGGCCUUUUCAGCUGCUGACUCUCUUGGAUUCAAACUCUUCUUUUCCUUCGAUUAUGCCGGCAAUGGCCCGUGGUCUGAAGCCACGGUCAUCUCUAUGAUCAAAGAAUACUCCGCCCAUUCCUCCUACUACCAACAUGAUGGAAAGCCCUUCGUCUCCACGUUUGAAGGCCCUGCUAAUGCUGAUGACUGGACCAAGAUCAAGUCGGAGACCGGCUGCUUCUUCAUUCCCGAUUGGUCGUCUGUUGGAGCCAAGGCAGCCGUUGAGCUAGGCACUGCCGAUGGCCUUUUCAACUGGGCUGCAUGGCCCUGGGGUGACUGGGAUAUGAAUACCUAUACCGAUGCAUCUUACUUGGACUAUCUCGACGGCAAGCCUUACAUGAUGCCUGCAUCUCCGUGGUUCUACACCAACCUCCCCGGUUACGACAAGAACUGGCUAUGGAGAAGUGACCACUUGUGGUACGAUCGCUGGCAGGAGAUCAUGUCGCUCAAACCCCUUCCUGACUUUGUGCAAAUCAUCUCCUGGAACGACUAUGGCGAGUCCCAUUAUAUUGGUCCCAUCCAUGAAAACAGUAUGGCUGCAUUUGAUAUCGGCAGGGCCCCUUACAAUUACGUUCUUGAUAUGCCUCAUGAUGGCUGGCGUGCCUUCCUUCCAUAUGUCAUCGACACAUACAAGAACGGCAUUGCCACCGUCACGCACGAGGGAUUGCAAGUCUGGUAUCGCAAGGCUCCUGCAGCAGCAUGCAGCAGCGGUGGAACUUCUGCCAACACGGCCAGCCAGCUUCAACUCGAAUACACACCGGCACAAGUCUUGCAGGAUAAGGUGUUCUUCUCUGCUCUUCUCACCGUGUCGGCCGAGGUGUCUGUCACUGUCGGUGGUGCUACAGUGCCUGCUACGUGGAUCAAGACCCCCGAAAAUGGCAUUGGGAUUCACCAUGGCGAGGCCUCCUUCAGCGGCCAUUCUGGUGAGGUUGUUGUGACUAUCCACCGUGGUGGAAGUGUGAUUACAAAGGUCACCGGCACCAGUAUCUCCGAUUCCUGCACCGACGGCAUUCAGAAUUACAACGCGUGGGUGGGAAGUGCUUCCAGUUCUGCCGCCGUCUCAGCGUCCCCGGGACUCAAGCUUGAUGAUGCGGUCUGCGUCAAUGGUACCGGCGUGAACAACUUUGUCGGAUUGUGUGAAUUUGCCUGCCAAUAUGGAUACUGCCCCUAUUCCGCGUGUACCUGUGAGUCUCUGGGUGCUGAAAGGAAGAAGCCCAAGGCCACUGGUGUUCAAGGAUAUCCGAUUGCAGGAGAGGACGCUACAUACAGCGGCCUGUGCAGUUUCACCUGCAACUAUGGCUACUGUCCUCCGGAGGCUUGUGGUACCGAGAAGGUGGAACUGACUGUGCCCACUGUGUCUGACUUUGCUUCCCCGGCAUGUGUCGCGGGUACUGGGGAUGGAGAUCUGGCAGGACUGUGCUCGUAUGCCUGCAAUUUUGGUUACUGUCCCAUCAGCUCCUGCACCUGUACCGCAACGGGCGCUUUAAAUGUACCCAAAUCGCCUAAGGCUGGACUGAGUGGUAAGGGCGCUUCAGGCAAGGAUCCCUUGGUGUACGACGGACUCUGCAACUUUGCCUGUAGCCGCGGCGACUAUUGCCCCGAUCCCUGCGUCUCGAAGGAGAGCAGCAAUGAUGAUGGCGACAGUGGAAGCAGCGGCGAUGGCAGCCAUGGCGGCGGCUCUGGUGAUGUUGUCUAUCUUCCACCCUCGUUCUGGACCGACGAUGAUCACGAUGCCCUCUGCGAGCCUCCUUGCACUCUGAUCCUUCCUGGUUAUCCGGUGUCUCCUACGCAAACCGUGACCUGGGGCCCUGUCACCGUCCCACUGAUCUCCCAAGGCGACGAUAACGAUGUCACCACGACGUCUACCGUCAUCACGCCCAAGCCCUUCCCUCUCGGUUACAUUCCCUUCUCUCCGGUCUAUGUCCCUGCCGAUGCAGAGAACAUGACCCUCUACCCUACCCAGGCGAUCAUGCCCCCUCCCAUCGGUAUCAUCCUUCCCCCCGGUGUUGAAAUAAUGCCCACCGACUCUUCCUUCACUUGGACUACCGGUCCCUCGCCGAGCAUCACUGCCGGACCCGGUGCGACUUCCACGUCCACGACCAACGGCGUGGUCAUCGUGACAUUUCACUCGAGUUCACACAGCACCGACGUUCAGCCCACUCCAACCGGAAAGAUCAUCCAGCCCAAACCCCCAGUCCCCAAGGUCACCGUCAAACCAGGCAAACCCAGCAAUUCCGGGGGGUGCGGCCCACUCAGCACCAAGCCUGGUUGUGGUAUCAACUUCUGUGCCAUACUAGGAAUUUGCCCAGGAUCCUCUGGCGGAAGCUCAGGCGGCGGUAGCAGUCCCGGAAAGGGCAACGAUGAUGAUGACGACGAGCCCAAAUCGUGCUCCACCACCCAGACGGCCUCGAUCUGCACAGAGGUCAUUAGCAGCUACACGCCCGCCGGUCAAGCCACCCUGACGACGACCACCGAGACCUACUGCAUCAACACCGCCGGCUGCUCACCCACCGGAUCCACGGAGACCAUCACCAAGACGACCUCCGAAGAGGUCCACCCGAUGACCGUGACCGCCGUCGAUGCCUUCGCCACACCGGAACCAGACUCCGUGCUCAAGUCCAUCGCCAGCAGCAUCAAAAGCGCGCAGAAAUCCUAUUUCGCCACCGAAUGGGCCACCAAGUCAACCACCAGCGACAGCCGUCCCGCCCCCACCAGCGGGUCCAAUCCUGGCGAGAUCGAAAUCACCUACUACAAAGACGGCAGCAAGAGCUCCGGUGAAUGGGACGUGUGGGAUAUUUCCUCGUCUCCCCUGCCCGAGGGUAUCUAUAUUGGAUGCCCGGAGGUGACGAGGGUCGCGCCCGUUGCUGUGAUUUCAGACGGUGCAAUUAAUGGGAUGAAGGACGGGAUGUCGUUCACGGUGUUCGGUUCCAAGUGUACGUAUAAGGAUACGUCGGGGGGCUAUGCUCUUACAGGCAAGAAGAUGGGAGAGCUACAUUGUGAUAAGUAUCGGAGUGCUAGUUGCACACGCAACAGUGGGGGAGGGACAUGCGCGAAGGGAAAUCAAGUCUGGUCUCCCUUGGUGAUAUGUGAGUGGUAG